UAAGUAACGAACUCAAACAGUUCAGUUCCAAACACUCAACAUGCAAGUUAAAAUUUUUACUCUAUUGGCCAUCGUUUUGGUGGCUCAACAAUGUGAAUCUGCCAGCAUUUCAUUUGGCGAUCUGAUGGGAGAUAUUUCCAAGAUUGCUGUCGCCGGUGAAAAGCUAAGACACCAAAUAGAAAACCAGCUAGGAUCAGCUGCUCAAAGCGCACAAAUUGAUACUGUCAAGCCUGAGCCUUACAAUAUUCUUGGCGAUGCUUUGGGAGCAAUGGGCAAUGCUCUUGGUGACUUGGCUGUAAGUUAAAGCAGU
Messenger RNA from Drosophila albomicans, 310 nucleotides. RefSeq lists its product as uncharacterized. The record is from RefSeq and is a predicted model, not a curated record. NCBI's taxonomy places the organism in Eukaryota, Metazoa, Arthropoda, Insecta, Diptera, Drosophilidae. The transcript has a single exon. The coding region runs from base 41 to 304 and encodes 87 amino acids.